GUACAAUCUAAAGUGGACUGCAUUUUGCAAGAAGUUGAGAAGUUUACAGAUCUAGAGAAACUCUACCUCUACCUUCAGCUGCCUUCGGGUCCCAACAAUGGAGACAAAAGCGAUCAGAUCUCCAUGUCGUCCAGCCGUGCCCAGCAGAUGCACGCCUUCUCGUGGAUACGGAACACCUUGGAAGAGCACCCCGAGACAUCCCUGCCCAAGCAAGAGGUUUAUGAUGAAUACAAGAGCUAUUGUGACAAUCUUGGCUACCACCCAUUAAGUGCUGCUGACUUUGGAAAGAUCAUGAAAAAUGUCUUUCCAAAUAUGAAGGCCCGUCGUCUAGGCACAAGAGGCAAAUCAAAAUAUUGCUACAGUGGACUGAGGAAGAAGGCUUUUGUGCAUAUGCCAACACUGCCCAACCUUGACUUUCAUAAAACUGGAGAUGGGUUGGAUGGGGCAGAGCCAUCUGGGCAGCUGCAGAGUGCUGAUGAGGAAGUCGUCUCUGCGGCCUGCCGGCUUGUUUGUGAAUGGGCCCAGAAAGUGCUGAGCCAGCCUUUUGAUACAGUCCUGGAAUUGGCUCGUUUCCUUGUCAAAAGUCACUAUAUCGGUACCAAGUCAAUGGCAGCUUUAACAGUGAUGGCUGGGGCACCAGCAGGAAUAAAAGGGAUCCCCCAGCCCUCAGCUUUCAUACCUACUGCUGAAAGUAAUUCCUUUCAGCCGCAAGUGAAAACUCUGCCAUCGCCUGUUGAUGCCAAGCAGCAGCUGCAGCGUAAGAUCCAGAAGAAGCAGCAAGAGCAGAAACUGCAGUCUCCUUUGCCAGGAGAGUCCCCAGCAAAGAAAACGGAAGGCACUGCAACCAAUGGCAUGACCAGUAUAUCUAAUGGAAGUCCUGCAAUCCUGUCUCCCCCACCUAUUGGCAUUGUUGUGGCAGCUGUCCCCAGCCCGAUACCGGUGCCAAGGACCAGGCAGUUGGUGACGUCUCCAAGUCCUGUGGGAUCAUCUGAAAGCAAGGUCCUGCCGCUCAACGUUCAGGUGGUCACUCAGCACAUGCAAUCAGUCAAGCAGUCACCAAAGACUCCCCAGAACGUUCCCGCCAGCCCAGUUGGUGACCGCUCUGCCCGGCACCGCUACCCACAGAUCUUACCGAAGCCAGCAAACACCAGUGCUCUCACCAUCCGCUCUCCCACCACGGUGCUCUUCACCAGUAGCCCAAUCAAGACUGUUGUGCCAGCUCCACAUGUGAAUUCCUUAAAUGUGGUGAAAAUGACAGCAAUAUCGCUUGCCCCAAGCAGCAGUAGUGUGCCCGUCAAACAGACGCCGUCAGUUAGCGGUAGUGCAGGAGUAGUGGAAGAGGGGAGGACUGGUCCACAGAUCAAAAAUGGAUCUGUUGUUUCACUUCAGUCUCCAGGAUCCAAGCCUAGCACUGUUGUAGCUGCGCCUGCGGUCAAGAUCAAAAUGGAACCAGAAACGUUGCUGGAUGAGAACUCAGUACAGGGCCAGGAGAGCUCUGAUGUGUCUAAAUCCAUGAAGGCAACCCCUGACCUGCCUCCUGCUCAGCUAAUUAAUUUUGAGGUUGCAACCUUGAAGGUUUCAGCAGAUGAUGUUGUGGAGGCAAAACCAGUUAAGGGCUGUGAUCAGGGAGCUGAAGAAACAGGGACCAAAUAUAAAACACAGUCUAAUGAGAUCACACCAGUUUCUUCAGCUGGCAAUAAUCAAAGCACUCUGCAGCUCUCAGUUGCCAGUCAAAACUUGUCCAGCACCAGCAUCGGUUCACCUCCUACUGGUGAGUCUACGAUUAAAGACAAAACGUGCACUAAAAGUCCAAGAAAGCGACAACCUUCUACACUUCAGGAUUCCCAGGUACCGCCUGUAAAGAAACCACUGGUGGAGCAGCUUUCAGCUGGUAAUACUGUGGAGGGUCAAAAAGCGAAUGGUGUUAAGAAGUCUCCAAAGGUUGGAUCCUUAGCUAACAGUGACAAUACAGCAACACUUGCUCAAGUUCCCAGCAAGGUACCUGCAAAGCUACCUGUACCUUCUGCAGCUGCAGCAAACUUAGCAACAGACCUUUCUUUGAGCACCAGUUUAAAUACCAGUGAUUCUACUUUGGGACAGCAGCUUGCGUCAGCAUCAUCUCCAGAUAUAAAAGUAAAAUUGGAAGGAAACAUGUUUAUCAUAGAAAAUGAUUCAAAGUCUGAUGGCAGCUUUAACCCAAAUACGUGGCACCAUAUCACCAAAACCUCUGACUUUGCAUCUGUGAAUUGUGAACAGCAGCAAGAUAUCAGUGUUCUGACUCUCACAGGGCAUGCUGGCUCUAGCGACUUGCAGGAAUCGGCAUGGGAGCCGGUGCACUGCGAAGGUCUCCAGCAGGACGCGUACAGCCAGCAGUUGCCGAGCCAGAUCCAGGACUCCUCCCUGGGUCAGAUACAAGCACAGUCUUCAAACCCAUUACCUCUGCAGUCCGAACUGAAGGAGUUUGAACACACAGUCCCUCAGUCCAGCGAAAACUUCUUUUCGUUUGAUGACGACCUUACCCAGGACAGCAUUGUGGAGGAGCUGGUGCUCAUGGAGGAGCAAAUGUCCAUGAAUAAUUCUCAUCCUUACGGUGGCUGUCUCGGAAUGGCGCUUCAGAGUCAGACUGCGGCUCAAGGAGCUCCCGUGUCGUCUCAUCCAAGCAGCGUGCACUUUUACCAUUCGAUCCACAACAACAGCACUCCG
Messenger RNA from Leptosomus discolor (cuckoo roller), 2703 nucleotides. The record is from RefSeq and is a predicted model, not a curated record. NCBI's taxonomy places the organism in Eukaryota, Metazoa, Chordata, Aves, Leptosomiformes, Leptosomidae.